GCGUAUUCCGGAAGGGUUGCGCGAAUCCGUUGUGCUCGCCUACUCGUUCGUUCGUUCGUACGUUCGUUCGUUCGUUCGUUCGUUCAUUCGUUCAUUCGUUCGUUCAUCUGUUCGUUCGUUCGUACGCGUUUUACCUACGUCGGAUCGUGAACAUUGAAAUGCUUCUCUCGUUGGAAAAGUCAUCCGUGGUUUCCGCGGAAAAUCCAUGGGAACCCGUAAGCAAAUAACACCUCGUUAGCCAAUCCUAUUUCGCGAUGCGUUAUCGAUCGCCGUGCCGAUUCAUGACGACUUCGAAUGCACCGCCGACCGCAGGACUUGUCGGUCGACAAAACAAUUACGCAAACAAGGUGUUUCGACUACCCUCUCAAACGUACUGCAUACCGCGUGUCGCUCAAGAUACGGGAUAAAAUUCGAUUGAACGUCGUACCGGGCUUGAACGUGAUCCCCGGACAAUUUAUCUCUUAAUUGUUUGAUACUUUAAGCGUGACACAGAGAUAAAAUAACGUAUAUUGAUUAUAAAGUCGCAUUAGAUCGGUGGUCGCACGAUAUAUCGUGAGACCACCGAUUAUUCUGAUCUCUUAACAAAGCCAAUGACAUUUGGUUUUGUAAAGUGAAAAUCACGCGGAAGAAAAUGUACCAUGGGAUAAAUGGUUCCUUAUUAACGUUUUAUUCAUUCUUCAAUAAUUUAAGAAAGAUUUAUUUCGGAAUUAUUUAAUAUUUAAUUAUCUCAAUAAUUCACUUGCAUUUAUUCUUAAUUUCAUUGAGCAAUAUAUUAAUUAUAUAACUCGUUCAACUGCGUAAGAUAAGCAAAUAUUGAAGAAUUAAUAUAGGUGAACAAUAUGAAUGAUGAAUGAAUCAAGCGCGACUCUAAUUUUCUUUGUUCAUAAUUAUUUUGUUAUUUAUAUCACCAUUGAAAAUUUCAAUGGGAUUUCGACAUUAAAAAGACGUAAAGAGAGAAAAGUCAGAGAAAAGAUAACAGUUGGAUGCCCAUUAAUGCUGUCUUAAACCAAUAGAGAUUUUAAUUUAGAUUUGAUACAACAACAAGAUUGUUAACAAAAGGUGAAAAGAAGGUGUCAAUAUUCCGCAUGCAACUUGCUAUCCAAGGAGCAUUAUUAGACGCAAGAAAUAGCACUUGCAAGAUUUACGAGAUCUAAAUCCGGCAUUCAUAAUUAUAAAUUAUUUCAUAAUCGGAGAUUCAAUGAAGCUACAAUUACUAUACUAAUUGACGAGUAUAAUAAAUAUACUCGUCAAAUGACGGUAAGCUAUUGAUAUCAGCCUGAAUUUAGACUCGGGCAUUCCCUUAUAUUCGGCAAAUUUGUCAAACGUCAGUUAAAAAACAUCGAAUAUCCUGCGUAGAGAAUAAAUGAUUUUCACACUCUCCCAAAUAUUGUAUAUCUCGGUCACGGAACAGUACGCAACGCGCGCGAGAGUAUCAAAACAAUAGGCAAAAAGGGCUGCGUCAUCCACGUCGAUAGCCAACCGUCGUUGCCCCCCACCAUCGCGGGCGACAACGAGUGUGAUCACACUAUCAGCGCUUUCAAAACAUUCCGGGCCCUCAAGACGGUCGGACGCGUACAGAAGAGUCGCAUACUCUUCCGAGUGUUUCAUUGUAUUCCGAGUCGGCGAGCACACGCAUACCACGUGGCACGUGUGUCGGUGCGCGCCCAGUUAUCGUUUCCGUCGGGUGAUUAGAACAAUCUGUCGGCUCUUGCACCAUUUAAUCUCUCUCUUUAUCGCGGCGUCGCGCGUUGUUCAGUACUUUUCUACGAUCGCGAGUGUCAGUGCCACAAGUGAAUAUAUCCGGAGUGACAUGACGGGAGCAGGAUCGGGAGUCAGGAUGAAGGAAGCGAGACGCGGUGACGUGGUCGGCGAUACAUCAUGUAUAUUCAGACUGGACCGUUUCGUAGCGAACAAAAAUGAGGACACGAGGUACAAAUCGAAUCGUUGCGUGAGCGGGGGCGGUAGCCGCGGAAACGGUGCGACUGGCGGUACCGGGGGCAGUUUAGGUACUGGAGGCGGCGGUCGCGGCGGCGGGGGCGGUGGUAGCCCCGGUAGGGGCAGCGGCGGCACCGGCGGCGGCGGGGGCGGCGGCGGCGGAGGAGGAGGCGGCGGGGGAGUAGGAGUAACAGACAGUGGCGUGGUGCCUACUGCACCACCGACUACCGGCCAUCACCCGCACCACCACCAUCACCACCACCCCCAUCAUCAUCAUUCUACCACCACGACUACCACGACCACCACCACCACCGGGGGCACGAGGCAUCAGAGGCACAAGUUGCAGAGCGGCAAGCAGUGUGCCGACCAUCGUCACUCACACAAUAACUACCGUCACCCAAGUCGCUCCCAUCGGGGCAUGAACAUGGGCCAAAAAAUUUCAGGCGGCGUGAAGAGCGUGGCGCGCGAGAGCGGAGCCGGAGCAGGUACCGGAGUAGGUGUCGGUGCUGGCGGUACAAUGAUGUAUAAAUCAGUUGUGCCGCGUGAGUUAUCACAGGAUUUCUCGAGACCGGCUCGAUUGGAUGUACUACUCGACAUGCCUCCCGCUUCGCGAGAAACACAAGUCCAUCACAGUUGGAACGCCGACGAUCGUAGCCUCAACAUAUUCGUCAAGGAAGACGACAAGUUAACGUUUCACCGACACCCAGUCGCGCAAAGUACAGACUGCAUACGAGGGAAGGUAGGAUACACCAAGGGCAUGCACGUAUGGGAACUAACUUGGAGCACGAGGCAGCGAGGCACUCAUGCCGUAGUGGGUGUCGCAACGGCGGACGCACCGCUUCACAGUGUCGGUUAUCAGAGUCUAGUUGGUAACAAUGAGCUCAGUUGGGGAUGGGACCUUGGUAGAAACAAACUCUACCAUGACUCGAAGAAUAACAACGGCGUGACGUAUCCGGCCCUCCUGAAGCCGGAUGAGACCUUUAUUGUUCCUGACAAAUUCUUGGUGGUCCUCGAUAUGGAUGAAGGUACGUUAGCGUUCGUAGUGGAUGGUCAGUACCUUGGCAUAGCCUUCAGAGGACUCAAAGGAAGAAAGUUGCAUCCAAUUGUGUCAGCCGUUUGGGGACAUUGCGAGAUCACAAUGAGAUAUAUCGGCGGACUUGAUCCCGAACCGUUGCCGCUGAUGGAUCUUUGUCGAAGAGUAAUCCGACAGAGAAUUGGUAAGCAGAAAUUGGAGGAGAAGAUCAACGACCUGAAUCUGCCACAAGCGAUGAAGACUUAUCUACUUUAUCGCGACCGAAGGUAACCACCGAGUGAAUCUCUUAUCACCGUCGAAUACGAAUCCGAACAUCACCGCGCUACAACGUUGUUGGCACUACGACGCACAGGUGACCGCCCGCUAUCCACCCUCGCAUGCUACCGAGCACAGCAGCCCCUUAGCCGCGCGUCUCCGUUAAUAAAGCGUCCGAUGAUCAACAGACUGACACGCGUGAUGCGACGACGCAUUGAGACGUAUACUGGCACUUCGAGAAGGCACGCCGAGAGAACGGCGUCGAGAUACCGUACCGAUAACGACUCGUGGCGACCAUAUUGGGAUAGGUCGCGACGACCGCAGUAUUUAUCGUCGUUAUCAUCGUCCACGAGCUUGACUCGAUGGCGACAACGUGAUUCGCUCGAUAAAUCAUAAUUCUAACAAAGCUUCUUUACAAUCGUUUUACCGUGUGAUUUUGAAUGGGGUGAAUUUAGUUAAUUUACGUGAUUUUAGUAUUUCUUAUCAUAUGUAUCAUACUCAUUUAGAAAUUAAACGAAAACGUUAGAGCAUUCGAAAUAAAAUCGAAAAGGAAGGCAAUGAUUUUUAUUGCCUUCCUUUUUAUUGUCGGCUUAUAUUGACAAUCGCUCUAUAUUAUGGUAUUGACGAUUUAUAAUUUAAUAUUGUUGAUUCUUUUUGAAUAAUUGCGCCGAGAUAGGGCGUAUUGUUGUUAGAGAUUUAGAGAAGGCACACAUACUUUUAUUAAUACUUUUUUUAUUGCUUGAUGAACGAAUGAGACGAUGAUACGAUAUGCAAUAUAAGGUAAUUCAACGAGGAAAUAGUUUUAUAAUUUGCGCGAAUGAGACUCUGGAGACGCGUGGUCGACGAAGGAAAGCAAGGAGCUACGCGAGAGAAUAUGAAAGACCUACAGCGCUUCUCAGUUGGCCAGUAAAAAAGUUAGACUUAAUCGAGCCUGCAGGCUGAUACGAGCAUGUCGCUUACAACCGACAGUUGAUCGACAGUGAAUAGCGGGUUUGCUGUAGUUCAGCCGUAGCUAACACAUUCAUCAUAGUGGUGCGGCGGGAUAAGAUGAAGUAAUAAACGACGACAGAAAAGACGAAGAAUCCAAGCAAAUAAGACGAAGAAUUAGAGCAAAUAAGACAAUGGGAGAAACACGCGCAGAAGAUUUCCAUGAUAUACCAGCGACCAACGAGAAAUAGAAGAUUUGUUUAACUGGGAAGAGUAGAAGAUUGUUGUUGAAUGGAACGAUUAAUUGAAUUUGCGACAGAAGUGUGUACAGUGAUGGAAGCCAACGCAGAUCGGGCAGCCACCUUCCAAUAGAAACUCAUUUUUUAAGUAUUUUCUAAGUAUACUAGGUCUAAUAAAAUGUAGUAGUGCGUGAUGGAUAUAAAAGGCAGAUAGGAAAACGGUAAGAGUUGCUGAGAGAUGCAGAGGUACAAAGGUUAGCCCUGCCAUAAUUCUUCUCUCGCUACAAAGAGAAACGUAGACUUCACAGCCGAGCUUCAAUGCAUGAACGCACGAAAAGUAUACAACUAAGAGGGGGGAAUUUUGCGUGAUGAAGAGAUCGAGUGAAGAAUGCGUUAACAAACGACGGAGAAAUAAGUUAGUCACGUGAAACCGAACUCGAGCGUAUCCGGUAUUAAUGUGAGCCUAAUAAAUUAAUUAAUAACGAGGAGCAAUGGAAGCAGAAGAAAAGGGAUGAAACUAUUCGAUAAAAAUUAUGUACCUCAUGUAAGUAAAUUUUAAGGAAUAAAUGAAUUGUGUCUCUUAACGUUUUAGGAGAAAACGACUUUUAAGACGGGCAUUGGCAGAAAUUAUUCCAAACACGAAUUAAAACUGUCAGGGAGGGCCAUGUUAGUAACAAUAAAAAAAAGAUAGCAAGAGCGACAAGAGAGAAAGAGAAAAAAAAGUAGCGAAGAAAAGACGAGGAUUAUUAUUACAAUGACGACGACGAUGAGCGAUGAUGAAUAAUGAUGCUGAUUAUACCGGGCGUGUAACUAUUAUACUAUUAGCAUGACAAUUCUUGCGACUGGUCCCUAAAUAAUCCCUCUUUACUCUUACGUUUGUCGCUUAGGUUAAAGAUAAUGCCGCUGAUCAUGUCGGCGAUGUCGAUUUGUACAUACGUAUAUUGAUAAUAAUAAUGUUUAAUGACGUAUAACUAUGUAUCGAGGACGACGAUUGUAUCUGUAAAUCGCGAAAUAUGCAAACCUAAUACGAGAGAGCGAAAGAUAGAGUGAGAGAAAGAGCGUGAGCGAGAGAGAGAGAAAGAGAAAUAUACAUCAUUUUCAUCUAUUUUCAAUACGAUCAUCGUGUAUCGUCAGGCCUCCAUUCUCGGUGUUGCUUUGCUUUUUUAACGCGCUAGCUUAACGCGAUUCGAAGUCACCCCGAUCCUCAUUUUCUCCAAUACCCACGCAUCGUUGUUCACACCUCCGGCUUGAGCUCGUCCGGAACUUGGAUCGUAUCGCGUCUUCCAAAUUGUCGCCAAUCGUUCGUAGCCUAUUUAUCGGCCCGGCGUGUGUUCGUGAACGACGUAGGACGAGUGAAUUCGCGACAAGUCAAUUCGAUAUCGCGGUAUCUGGAGAAAGGAUAACGGAGCGGUCGGGUCGUCUCACGUGCAUCUAUUAUGCGUUCUUUGUCUUCUUGUCAAUCGCGUGGUAUAUCGCGUCGGGCCGCUGUUUGCCCUAAGCCUCGUCGGACGUAAGUCGUGUUUGCUUUCGCGUCUUCGCCGACCAUCUUCUUCCUCGGUCGUCAGUCUCUCUAUCAUCAUUUCCGUUCGGACGAGCCGGCGCUGCUCGUUCGCCGGCCCGCUCGCCAACGACGAGUCCUCUUUGGCGAGGUGAUCCGCGCGCAGCGACGCAGCCGUACGAAUUACAACCGCACCCGUACCAGUCAAUAGCACGCACGAUCUCGCACUCGGGGGCUCUGGUUGCGCGGCUCUCCGCCGUCUUCAGUACGCGUAUCACAUACGCCCAGACAUACAAAUAUACACACACAUACACGCGUGGGAAUGUGGUGUAAGAUCUAUAAUCGAACUGUCAGCAAUUCAAUUGAAGGAAUACCUUUUCGACAAUAAGACCAUUGAUAAGAGAGAGCGAGAGAAAGACGUGUCGCGGCACAAAGCUUGGUUAAAUUAAUUAAUAGAGUAGAUGCCUAUGUUGUCAGCAUAUAGUCUCCCCGGUUUCGAUUCCCGGGCCAGCAAAACGCUCACGCUCCCGAUAUACUUUCUCUCUUCACUCUUAUACAUUGGUCUAUCAGAGGCAUUUACCUUCGCUACUCCUUUUACUACUGUUAUUACACAUGGGGAAAGACGUGGAGAAAACGUAGUAUUAUGAUUACGCAAUUUCGCUGCAAGAAAAGUCAAAUUCUCGAUCUUUUUCUCGUUGAAGGAGUUCUACUUUGACAUGUGAAUAUUUGGAUGGAAGAUUCAUUGGCAAUUCAGUCGAGUAAUUGUGCAUUUCUAUAAAUAUUUUAUUAUAAGUAUACAGAAAAAAACAUUCUUGUUUAGAAAAUAUUUCUAUCUUUAAUUUUUCAAAGAGACUAUAUAGUGUGAAAGAAGUUACUUGCAAGAACAUUUUAUAUGACACGAAGAAAACCUUGUGUUCUUAUUAUUCAAAAAUAAUUUUCGUUAAUGAAAAGCAUACAUUAGAAUGUUUUUAAGUGCAUGUUAUGUCCCAAGUUCUCAUAUCUACUUAAAACUAAUAUAUUCAAAUUAAUAAUCAUUGUUUCAUAUAUAAACACCAAUAUAAAAGUUUGACAGAGGAAUUGUAUAAUUUUGAAUUUAAACAAUUAUUUGUUGAACUGAAUAUAUAUAUUGCUGCAAGUAACUUAUCUUCAUUUAAGGCAAUCUCAUUUGAAGAUUAACAUAUGAAAAAAAAGAUAUUUUCCAAACAAAAUCUCCUUUUUUCCUGUGUAUGAAAUCAAAUUUUUUUUAUGGAAAUGUUUCAUAUGUUUUACGGAGAUGUUUAUAUCUUUGAUUCCACCAUUCCAUCCUCUCUUCCCUCCAAACAAACACAUAAACCUAGGAAUAUGGUAAGCAGCGUUUGCCUUCGCUACUCCUUGUACAUCGCGCCGCGACGGUUAUUACACGUGGAAAAGAUACCAUAGUGACGCGCAGGUUGUGCACGAUUACUGUGAAAUAUCUUGAUUUUCCUCUUCCCGUUGGGAUGUGUUGCGACAUCGACAUAUGAAUAUUUGAAGAGGAUACAUUGGUAAUGAAGGCAAGAAUGCUCUUCACCAGUUCUCUCUUGCCGCAAGAUUUAACUUCUCCCUUGAAAAAGAGGAUUCGUGGACUCAUAUUUCCACCAUCUUCCACAUUGCCGAAGGAUAAUUUCGUCGUAAGCGUGAAACGAGUUAGUGAGCGAGGGAGGAAUACUGCAAUCUGAGAGACCUCCGCACAGAAAGAAUGCCGUUCUCAUAGUCUUCGUCUCAUCGCGGUUGGUGUAUAUUUUUUUACUCGACGUCCGCGCACGAUGACGAGGACGAGACGGCUUUCUUCCAGUGCGUCGAUCUCGCGCACGACUAGUAGACUUGACUCUAGUAUUCUAGGAGUACGUACGGAACGAAACUUACUGAUAAUGAUGCGCGUAAAGAGACGCUUGACGAUACGAUGCGCAUAAGCCAACGUGGUAGACGCUGCUAUUAGAUCUGUUUUUAUCGCUGAAUUAGUGUACACUUGCGAAAUUUAAAAAGAAACAGUUGAAACUUUGUGAAAAAAAGGAGGGAAAGAGAACUAGUGCAAGCUGGUGCAGCCAGUUCAGCAGUAGAAAACAAACCUAUUAGCUCGUCGUCCGUUUAAAUAAUAUCUAAAUGCUGUCCCGAUGCUAAAUUAUAAACGAAUUUAUACCGGUGUCCUCGACGGGCAAAGAGAAAGGUCAUCGAGUCCUGAUACGCAUUCAUGCGCGUAUGCGUGCGUCCUCGAAGCGAGAGGUAUUCCCGCAAAUAUACUUAUCGUUAUACGUUUUAUAUGAACAAUUGUCUCAAUAUUACACAAGCGCGAGUCACGGUCCGAGCAUGAGAUAGGACAAAUAGCAUUAGAAUGUUGUACAUAUGAUUAAUGAUUAAUAAUAUUAUUGUAUCGAUUAAUAGAUAAAGCGAUUAAUCGAUACCCUAAUCACUUUUUUGUUAUAUUAUUCGGUUUCUACUGUAUAUGUGGAGAGUUAUAUGUGCAUGCGAUCGGUCGAUUGAUUAACGGGGACGAACGUGAGAAAAUUAAUCGAUAGUCGGAUUGACUCAUGCCCGUUGGUGAGCGCGCCAUGGCACAUUUGCGCUUUAAAUUUAUUUGUUUUGCCAAAGUUAUUUGCCGUAAACGAGAAGAAAGAGAGAAACGAUUUAUAACGGAACCCAACCAGCAUAUUCGAUUAAAUUACUUAUCUUUUACAAUUGUUGAUCAAAAACAACUACAGUCUCAAUCUAAAUACUUAUAGACCAAGGAUGUUGAAAUUUUUAUUUGUUACAUCUCUAUUCCUCUGUAUUAUUUUCUCAAGAUUUUCUCUUGUUGUUUAAUUUUUAUUGGCAUAUUCUAAGUUUGGUCAAUAUAUAUUUUAAAUUUAUACAAACGUCAAUACUGACAAAUUAUUAGUAUUUUUUUUUAUUUUUGAUGAUUUCAUUAAUUAAUGAAAAUUCAUUUCAUUAAAUUAAUAUUUUAUUUUAUUUCUUAAUGAUGAAUCAGUACUAUUUUUUAUUAGUCCUAUUUUCCAUUCUUUCGUUUAUUGAAAUUUAUUUUUAUUUCUUUUUCAUUUUCUUAUGUGGAAGUGAUUUGAUAUAAUUAAAAAUUAUAAUGUAUUGUAUUUUUAAAUGUAUAAAGUUUUUGGUAUAAUUCUGUGCGCACGUAAAAUGACCGUAAAAUGACUGUUUUUUACGAUUUCUCGAAUCGGAGGAUGGAAUUUUCGGAAUACGAAUAUAUGAAGAGUAAGGUACAAUAUGACGAGUAAGGUUUAUACUAUAAUUAUCAUCUUCAUUAUUACAAAGCGACCUCGACAACAAAAAAGUAGUUUGUACUAAAACUAGGUUUUACAAAGCUGAGGAGAAUUAGAUCUCCUCAUUGCAUCGAUCGAUCGCGUUAAAACGAUCGCGAGAAGGGGACAGUUAAGUUAGCUUUUAAUAACGAGACCCGCAACGAGACGUUUCGUUUGCGCAAGUCACGAAAAGUUUCUCCGGCAAAAUUCGCGUGGCUGUUGCGAAGAUUAUUUUCCGUGAACUGCCUGCCCACCUGCCCUUGCAAACUACGUUGCCUCGACAAAUGUGUCUAAUUUAUUGACAAUUUCCACACUUAGCAGGACGUUUAAUCUGCCUUUAAUUGAAGUGGUUAAUAUAAUUAGGAUAGUAAUCUAAAAAAAAGUAUGCAAGCGAACGCGUAUGUAAGAACGUGCAAAUUGCAUUUGUAUGUAUGAACGACUGUAUGUGUGCGUGCGCGCAUGUAUGUAUGUGUUGUACAGGUGCGUUAUCAAAGUCGGACACCAAAAUGCGGUGAAUUACUAAUACUACCUUCCUUCCGCUUUCUUUUUUUUUUUUAUGCGCGGACUUUUUCAAUUUUUACGUUUUAUCCAUGUGACAUGAAGCGACCUCGACGACAAAAGUAUAAAAUAUCUACAACGUGUAAAUUGACAUCAAUGAAACGUAAUCUACGAGAAUGUGAAACACGCGAGAUGUUACUUUAUAUUUCCACAAGCGAUAUUUGUAACACAACAUUAUUAUACGAUUAAACUGUAUUCUUUGAAAGCAUGAAUAGGAAAGCAAGCAGAGUUCGUCAUCGGCGCUGCCAAAAUGAAAUCAGACUAAUCGCGUAAAUGGUUCUAGCAAUAUGUUCUCAUUUCCUUCGUGUUUUGUUAAGCCUGGACUAUUGUAACGAGCGAUCUCACGUCUAUAUUAAGUGUAAGUUUAUACGCGUUUAGCGUGUUACUAUGGUGGGCGCGCCAAGUUCCGCAGAGAGAGAAAGAGAGAGACAGACAGAAAGAAAAAGAGAGCGAGCGAGAGAAAAAAGAGAGAAAGAGAGACGUCGUCCCGGAACUCGAAAAGUGGUGUAGCAGAUGUACAAUUAUUUUAUAUGUAAAUACCCUGCAUAAGAAGUAAUUAUCUCCGCGGGGUAAAAUCCGUUUUGUUAAUCGUUCAAACGGAAAAUCGUAUCGUCUCCAUGUAUUGACUUUGCUUUUUUUGCAGGCCACUGUGCGUACUCGUAUUUCGGGAUCACGAUUUCUCGUUUUUGCGUGUCCGCCGUUAUCGAAACUGAGACACAUGAAAAAUGCAUGAAACGGAGACUAAUGCCUUAACGUUAACGAUAAUACAUUAUUGAAUAUAUUAUUAUAGACGAUUAGCUGAGACGGAAAGAGGAAGAAAAAACUGCGAAAUGCAAGAGAAAAAGGGAGAAAGGAAGAGAGAGAGAGAGAGAAUGAGAGAGUGAGUGAGUGAGUGAGACACGGAAGUGCACAGUGGACGAAUACAAACGAAAGCUAACAACACAUAAAAUGCCGAAUGCGCGAUCGUUCCAUUCUGUUCGCAAUUUGAUAGUUCUUUUCUUAUGUAUACUCCGACGACGAGAGAGAAAGGGUGUGCCAGUGAGAGAAAGUGUGUGUACAAUAGCGGACUGCUACCUAAAAUAGUUCAGGCUAGAUGUCGAUGUUUGUAGCGGAUAAAACACAAAAAAACACA
Odontomachus brunneus is the source of this 10846-nucleotide messenger RNA. RefSeq names its product protein gustavus. Gene Ontology annotation, molecular function: protein binding. Lineage: Eukaryota; Metazoa; Arthropoda; Insecta; Hymenoptera; Formicidae. Gene Ontology annotation, cellular component: SCF ubiquitin ligase complex. The record is from RefSeq and is a predicted model, not a curated record. The transcript has 7 exons. Bases 1811 to 3238 code for a protein of 475 amino acids. Gene Ontology annotation, biological process: intracellular signal transduction; proteasome-mediated ubiquitin-dependent protein catabolic process.